Messenger RNA from Cyanistes caeruleus (blue tit), 995 nucleotides. The record is from RefSeq and is a predicted model, not a curated record. NCBI's taxonomy places the organism in Eukaryota, Metazoa, Chordata, Aves, Passeriformes, Paridae.
GAUUUGUGUUUCUGGAGGCUUUUACAGAGAAGAGCAUGUGUGGCCUUAAAGCACUGCAAGAACAGGCAGUUGUGAGGAGUGAUCACUGUCCAGCACGGUCUGAGACUGAUUCAGUAGGACUGGGCAGCUCUAUUUUCCUUUCAAAUAGUUACUGAGAGAGAGUUCCUUGUUUUGGAAUCUAGUUUUCUUGUAUGUCUCUGGAAUUUUUUCAGCUCUCUGCUUUCAAGGCCAUGGGCACUCAACCUGUACCUGCCUUUGGAAUGGGAGGACAGCAAACCUCAAGCUUUGGGCUGUCAAGCUUUCCUGUGAGCAGCAGCAGCAGCAGCAACUACAGAAACUGCAGUGCCAGCAGUUUCUCCUUUAAAACCAGUUCCAACCUCACGAAUUCCACAUCAUCUGGGAGCAGCCCUGCUGCUGGGAGCUCUCCUGCUGCUGCAAAUCCUCCUGCAUUUGGGACAGCAUCCUCUCCUAGCGCACCCCAAUCCGUCGGCUUUGGCAGCCCGGCCGCUCCAUCCGCAGCCUCCUUCUCCUUUAAAACAGCUGCCACAGCUGCUGGCUUUGGGACUUCUGGCUUUUCAGGCUUUGGCAGCGCUUCUGCUGUGAACUCUGCAAGCACCACUCCGCUCCCAGCCUUUGGAGCCUUCAGUGCCACCGUAGCCACUUCUGCCUCGCCUUUGAGCGGUGCUUUAUUUGGACAGAGCGCCAGUGCCUCUGGACAUGCUGUCACCUCAGCCUCUGCUGCAGCCAGCAGCUCCAGCCCUGCCUCCGAGAAGUUAUUCACACCCAAGAGCGAGUUAUCAGCUGAAGAGUGGCAACAGUUUGAAGCAAAGGAGUUCACAAUUGGAAAGAUUCCUCUUAAGCCACCACCAUUAGAACUUUUAAAUGCUUUCGACCUUUUAAGUUUAUUCAGAAGUAACAUGUUUUGAAAUUAAACAAAAUGCUACUGUUAACUUUCUACAUUUUACAUUUUUAAAUUUUACAUUUGAGAAAUGACC